AUGUACUUCUUCCUUGGACAUUUGUUUUUCCUAGACAUAUGCCACUCUUCAGUCACUGUGCUCAAGAUGCUGCAGAAUUUCCUGUCUCAGAAGAAAACCAUCUCAGUGUGGGGCUGUAUCACCCAGAGUUUCUUUUUUAUUCUUUCUGGGGGCACUGAGAGCUGCUUGCUCUCUGCUAUGGCCUAUGACCACUAUGCUGCCAUCUGUCACCCUCUACUCUACACUGUGGUCAUGAAUAGACCUCUCUGCACUGCAAUGGUCAGUGUAGCAUGGACGAUGGGUUUUCUGAACUCACCGGUGAAUAAUCUUUGUAUCCAGAAAUUACAGUUCUGCGAUCCCAAUACCAUCUCCCACUUCAGCUGUGAACUUCCUUCACUCUUUCCUCUGUCCUGCAUUGAUCCCAUGGCUAACACCAUCCUGCUGGCUGGGUCUACUGCAUUUCUAGGACUUGUGACACUUCCCCUGAUCCUCUUUUCUUACUUAAAAAUUAUGUUUGCCAUUCUAAGUAUCUCCUCCUCUGGGGGCCAAGGCAAAGCCUUCUCUACCUGCUUCUCUCACCUCACUGUGGUGCUCUUGUUCUAUGGGACAGCUCUAUUCAGGUACAUCAGCCCCCCUUCAGGAUCAGUCCUGGAGCGAGUUGUCUCUAUACAGUAUAGUAUGAUCACAUCCUUGAUAAACCCCCUCAUCUACAGCCUCAAGAACCAGGAGGUGAAGGCAGCUCUGCAGAGGAUGCUGAGGCAGCAAAUGUGUAUCUCAGGGUAA
Ceratotherium simum simum (southern white rhinoceros) is the source of this 762-nucleotide messenger RNA. Its product is annotated as olfactory receptor 5BS1-like. Gene Ontology annotation, cellular component: membrane. The record is from RefSeq and is a predicted model, not a curated record. Lineage: Eukaryota; Metazoa; Chordata; Mammalia; Perissodactyla; Rhinocerotidae. Gene Ontology annotation, molecular function: olfactory receptor activity; G protein-coupled receptor activity. Gene Ontology annotation, biological process: G protein-coupled receptor signaling pathway.